Messenger RNA from Paramuricea clavata, 5979 nucleotides. The record is from the annotation of a GenBank genome assembly. Lineage: Eukaryota; Metazoa; Cnidaria; Anthozoa; Malacalcyonacea; Plexauridae.
AUGGCAAAAAAUGGGUUUUAUACAGAAGAACCGCGGGAAAAAUUUGCGUUGGGAAAGAAAAUGAUAGUAAGUUGAUCCAGCCGCGUAUAGGUAGGCCUAUACACUGUUUGCUGUUGAACCCGGGUAUAGGUUAUAAUAUAGAAUAUGAAUGGCAACUAUAUCAGAGUAGAAAUAUAGUCAGCUUAUAGAAACCAGGGCCGUUUCUACGAAAGCUGUAUAAAGUAUCUGGUUGAUAAGUCUCAUCCGAAGGAUAAAUGCGUUAUCCAUUGGACAAAAGUGCGCUGUACGAAGCACGGUUAUCAGGGUGAAUAUGGCUAUCCGACGACUAAGCUGAAUUUUCGACAGUAAUUUUUCUGUUUUAAUGACGUAAAAGAAAAAGCAAUACAAAAAACAAAAUUCGGCCCGGCGAACGUCCGUAAUUUUUUCAAAAUAUGCUUAGUAAAGCUUUUGAAUACACUUCAGCAUACAUAAAAUAAAAUACUGCAUAUAUCAUAUUUAGACACAUUAUUUUGUAUAAUAGGUCCAUUUGCCAUCUGGAAUAACCGUUACAAUUGGACGAAGUGGACUUAGAGAUGAUUCUUUAGACAUUAUAAUAAGUGCACCAGAACCGAAUUAUGAUCAAAAGGGUCCAGAUACGCAUAGCGAAGGCCUAUGCGGUAACUUUAAUGGUGACCCGAAUGACGACUUUGAAGGACGGUCGUAUUGGGAGUUUUGCCAGCGUCACAGGUAAAAUUGGGAGUUUUACAAGCAACAUUUUCCCAUAAAAAACGAACUCGAAUAGUUAUUCAAAAUAAAUAACGGCUUUAUAAAGUCAAGCUAAAUAGAAAAAUUAAUGACGUUGAUCGGACAAUUAAAUAUUUUGAUGUCAAGUGCAACAAGUCACAAACUUUCUUUCAUUUCUUUCAGAAUUCAAAGUGGUUCUGCUGAAGAUAUAUUCGCAUAUGAAGGAAACGAUACAGUUUACCAAGAACUGUAUGACACGUGCCUGAACGAACAGCUAUGCGUUUGUAAAAAUAAACAGCAGGAGUGUGACACGGACGGGGUAAUCGCUAAAUGUUCUCCACUAGAACAGAAUGGUCGAAUUGCUGAGGGUAAGAAACAAAAAUACACGCACUAUAUAUAAUCUUAUAUAAACACCUUGCAUCAUAUGUCAAUUUCAGUGCUAUAACUAUACCACAAUAACAACACGCAUGGGCGUCAAUCCUGGAGGGUGGGGACACGGCUUGAAAGAGCAUCACAGAAUUAGUAAUAUUCCGACGUUUCGUUGCGAAAUGUUGUAAAAUGCAGAUAAUAUAUAGCCCUGCGAAGUUUUCAGUCAUUUUGUAUUACGCACGGGAAAUUGAUACCUUUUUUCAGAAAGCGGGUAAAAGUUGUACACUUAUCAUUGCAAUCUAACUAAAUGAAUAACUAACAACUAAUAUAAUUAACAACUUUGACGUGCUUAUCCCACUUGCACAACCUUGUUUUUAGCGGAUUUCUCACAUGGUUAAAAAUGGAUUUAAGAUUAGCACAUUGUACUAUAACUUUACAAGUGCCUCCAAAACUCUGGAAAUGCCAUUUCAGUGUUCCAAAAUUAAAAAAAAAUUCGGGUAGCAUAACACCGGAUCUUUACUUUUUACUAAUUUCCUAGACUUUUAAAUUUUUACUCCAAAUUGUGUAUAUAAAAAUUUCCGAUAGUUUGUAAAUAUUAUUGCAUGCCUAUAGUUAUGCUCUUCUCUUUUAAUAGACAUUAUUGUAAAUCCAUUGUAUUUUUAAACUAAAGAUGAAUCAAUAAAAUCAUCAUCAUCAUAAAUUAAAUUUGGUGCCCUAGCUCUGAUGUCUGAAGAAAUAACGUAUGUAUGAUAUUUUUACAAAUAGAUUUGUGUCGUGGAAAUCGCGUAAUUGCUAAAAGAGAUAUCAAUAAGCGUCGGAAAAGAGCAUUAGAUUCCCGAGAUGAUGAUAUUGAUGAUCAGGACGUUAUUCCGCCAUACAACCCACCCAUACAUAAUUAUACCGCUCCUUCAUGGCCAACUCCCAGUGGACUGACAGAAGAAAACGUCACGAAGAUAUGCAAUAGAAAAAUAAGGUAUUCGAAGGGCGGUGAAAGUUGUGGUGCUGUUGCUGGUGUCGAUUUGGAUGCUCUUGUUAAUCAAUGCAUCUCUGAUAUCAAGGUAUAUAAUACAAAAAUAAAAUAAACAUAAUACGAGAGUCAGUCAAAAGAAAGUACGUGAAACAGCUUUUAGACAAAUUUUAAAGCUUGUAUUGAAAAGGUAUCGUUGUGCAAGAGCACGGUUUCCAUAUUUUUUUUUGUUCCCUCGCAAUAUAAAGAGGGAUAUAAUCGGAAUUAUAUAUAUAUAUAUAUAAAAUAAAAAAUAUAUAUAUAUAUAUAUAUAUAUAUAUAUAUAUAUAUAUAUUUUUGUAAUAUAUAAGUGCUUUAAAUGGCUUAAAAAACGACUCAUCUUAUACGAGUUCAUUGGCGAAGUAAUUUUUAAAAUAAACUUUGUCUAAACCGAGAAAAUCAAAGCUAAAGUUUAUCACAUAUAAAACCACGACACGCUUAUGAUUUUUCUUUGUGUUUUGCUCCUGAAUUAUUAAUGAGUUUUUUAAAUAUAUAUAUUCCAUUAGCAUUUUGUAAGGACAUAUGUCACGUCGCUGAAGUAUGUAAUGUUAAAUUGCUUGAUAAAUUCAUUCUUUUUACCACUACAUAUAAUAUCGUGUUCUAAUAUUGCAAUUUAUAUAUACGUAUAUAUAGAAUUUAAAAUCAACACGCCAUUAUUAUAAAAAAGCAAUAUUAAGUGGCUAAUAAUCUAAUGAGUAAAGUCUAUAUAAGGGAGUAUUUUCCUGCGGACGACAUGGAAAGUUUUAAUUUUCUUUCAUGUCUACAUUUUUAUUUAGUAUUCGAUAUUAUGUUAUCUGUUUCCCAAGCGAGUAGGGGGGAAACAUAUUUGAAUUGUUUUGCACCAUUGUAUUGUACUAUUUACUUGUACUUUUUGUUCCAUAAUCAUUUUCAAUUCGUGAAAGUCAAUAUAGCAAUCGAUAUUUUCUGCGCGACUUUGUUAAACCCCAGAGAACUAUUUGGAAAAGAGCCUACAGUAUACUAAAUCGUUUAUUGGAUUUUUAAAAUAGUUGUCAGUUUAAAAAUUGUUGAAAAAAAACACACACACUCUACCUACACAGUUAACUGAUGAUCCAUCGUGGGCUGUAGCCAAUUUUGGAGCCAUGAACGAAAUUUGUAAGAAGAAUGUGUACAAGAACAUAACCUACUACAAGAACAAUACAGAUGGCAAGUUAAGUCUUGAAACAACCGUUCUUGAUUCAUUAUGUCCAAAUGAUUGCUCAGACCGCGGAAAUUGUUCAAACUCCACUUGCACUUGUUUUGAAGACUACACAAGCGCCGACUGCUCAAUAUCAUUAAAAGAUAGUCCUAUCCUAUAUGGCAUACGUAAAUCAGGAUUAUGUGAUGUAAGAAGAAGGCCAUGUCGCAAUGUUGGUAUAUAUGCUUUCCCAUUGCUGGAUUCUGAAAAUCUUACAUGCCAUGUCCAAGAAUUCAAGGUAGGAUAUUCAACUUCUUUCACGAUUAAGUCCCCCCGCCCCACACUUAUUCGUGGCACUACAACGCUAUAGCUUUAGAAUGUGAAAGUUUCUGACUUUUAUGCGGGAUGAAAUCACAAUCUUAUUUUACCCAUUUGACUGAUCAAAAUAGUCAAAAUUGAAUUAAAAUACUCGUUAAUAAUUCAUAAACCUUGUAACAUAUCACGAAUGAUAAAAUCAUAAAGACAAGUCAUGCCUCGUGUUGACAACUCGCAAAACUACAACAUCCACUCUCGCGAGGACGAGGCAGUACACUGAACGUCAAAUACUCAAAUGUUAGAGUAGCGAAACAGAACGCAAGAAAGCUCAUUUUUAUGCAAGAUUUAUACACGUUCAUCAAAUUUAGCGAAAUUUCUGCCACUCACGGGGCUCGUAUUGUCAGCGCGAAUAUUUCACACAAAAUGUCCAGUUCUGUGCAAAAUGUUCAAUUUUCAUCGCAAAAUCCGCUGGAAAAUUCGAGCCUGCGGCACUGGGAGAUACUGAUAUACUGCGUAACUGUAAUUUCUUAAAGGUUAUUGAAUCAGCGUGGACCCCCGAUAAUUCCAUCGCGUCGUACCCUGGGUUGAUGAUGGACAUCAAUGAAGUGAAAUGUUUACUCCCUGAAUCGCCUGUUAACAUCGAUGACUAUGGCAACGAAGGGAUAACAGCUGCUGGACUAAAGAUUGCAGUAUCCAAUAAUCGUAUAAACGCCUCCAAAGUGUCCGCGGUGUUUAUUACCUAUGACUCAGUGUGUCAAGAAUGUAAUAAUACCAUUAAGGGAUGUCGACUGAAGGUAAACUUAGCAGAGUGUUGUGAAAACGAUCAGGGGACCGUUUCCUUCUAAAUUUCGCUUCACAGAAUACUUAACUAAACCUUAAGGUUAAACCCAAAGUACUGAAUAUUGCAAUUACUUUCAAUUAAUCAUAUUUUACCAAAUUAACAUAGACUGAUGCCUGUUUCAUUUCUGCUCAUUGCUUUGCCCAAAAUCAAACCCAUCCCAACGACUGGUGUCAACAAUGCCUGCCACAGAUAUCAACAAACUCCUGGGAGAAGCGAAAAGGUAAUAUAUAUGAUACGCUCAAAAUGGCGACACGCUUUAGCUAUCUCUUCAAUCCACACUUUAUACUGAUUAUUCAAAUAAAACCAAAUAAACAAGAUCUUAAUAUGUGCUUCUACAAUAACAUUUUUCAGACAAUCAGAGGCCAAAGUUUACUACUUCAACUAUUUUCCACGCCUUCCUUGGUGAAGAACUUCGCGUUCAACUUACCGCGAUAGACCCGGAGAAUAGAACAAUACGCUAUACCUUCGAUAGUACACUUGGUGCUUCGUUGACAGAAAGAGGAUUAUUCACUUGCACUAAAAACACCAAUGAUUCAACAAUAGUUAUAUUUAAUGUGACAGACGAAUGUGGAGCGUACUCUGUUUUACACGCUUCGGUUGUUAUAAAAGAAUGUCCAUGUCAAAAUUCAGGAGAAUGCCAUCCUGAUUAUCGCUAUCUUGAUGGAGCAGGAAACUUCACGUGUUCAUGUCCUGCAGGAUAUACGGGUACCCUGUGUGAGCUUGAUGUCAAUGAGUGUGCAGUGUCUAAACCUUGUUCUAAUGGGAAUUGUAAUAAUGAACAACCAGGAUUCUCUUGCUCUUGUUAUGUUGGAUAUACUGGUGAUCUUUGCCAAACAGAGGUAAUCAUUUGAACUAAUUUUCAAUAAACCCUCACAACUGGUACCAUGUUUUUUGACAAACAAUUUUAAUUUUAAAUAAAUAGAGCGGUAUUUUUCUUUUAUCCGGAUGUUUUUGUGUGCGCAUUCAAAAAGCAAGCAAGCAAGAUAAUCAAUCCUCAAAACAUUUCCAUUCUAUUUAAGAUCAACGAAUGUGCACCUAAUCCGUGUUUUCUUGGAGUCCCUUGUGCAGAUUUGAUUGCCUCAUUCAGUUGUGGGCCGUGUCCGGGUGGAUAUUCUGGCAAUGGAGUAAACUGUACUAGAAUGGAUGGAAGUAAGUACUGCAGGGCCGUCGGAAGCGGGGGGGGGGGGGCACAGGGGGAUUCCAUUUCUUUUCAUACUUUAGUCCACUUUUGUACAAGCUUGCAAUUACAACAGUUUUUGUUUAAUAUUCAUACUGUGUGUAUAUGUCGAUCAAUAGGAACAAAACUGAUUUCAUAUUUAUGAUCGAAUACAAAGCAAUCGUUGUUUCAAAACAAGGGGAUGCAUAAUUUUUAAUUGCAAGAAAUCUCAACUUUAAUUCAAAUUCCCCAACGCUUCGGAAAUGCAAAACGAAACAAAUUAAUUUAAAUAUAUUCAAAUUUUUUAGAAGUAAAUGAAUGUGUGAAAAAACCUCAAGUAUGUCAUAGUAACGCAAAAUGUAUGUACAAUAAUGGAUCUUAUGUGUGUCAGUGUACAGAUGGGUACACAGGAGAUGGCAAAAACAAUUGCACAG